AGUUGAUGUUUACGAUUUUCUAACCUAUAAACUAAAUAAUUCCGAGUUCAAUUUUAUAAAUUUUGAUCAAAAAGAAUUUAAUAAAACUGAUAGCUUUUAAUGUGUAGACUUAAUUGAUGUAAUAGUUGUGUAUCGUAAAACAAAAAUGGGGACUUCAGCAAAAGAAUUCGAUGCUUCGUUGGGAGGUAAUGAAGUAUUACCGACGGCUGCUAAUACUUUUAAAUUCGCUGCCUCAAGGAGUGUAGAAAUAGCAGCGAUGACAGAAAGUAUCUUACGGCCCAGUAAAACCAAACUCAUAUUCCAAACAUUACCGGUUCAUAUGCGACGCAGAGUCAUGAGUCACAACAGCAAGAGGCUCCCGAGACGGCUGAGGGAAGGACACAUGGAGCAACUGAAGAAGAGUGGACUGCCUCCUCAACAAAAAAGACCAUCUAGAAAAUAUAGGCGACGUCCAGCUAACCUACUCGAGGAGUAUACAAGACGGCAGAGAAGAAAUGUGUGGCUUGAAACUCAUAUAUGGCACGCAAAGAGGUUUCAUAUGAUAGAGAAAUGGGGCCAUCGCUUGGCCUACAGACCAUGUGACAAAGCCUUCAGGGCCUGUUAUCGUGCCAGUUCAGCACAUUGCCUUAUGCAAGACUUAUCUUAUUACACUUCUAUACAAAUACGAGGAGACAUAGAGGUCAUUAGAGAUAUAUUUAGUUCUAUUACAAGCAGUGCGUGUGGGCUAGGAAUAGCUGCAAAAGCUUAUCUUUCAGGGAAUCGAGAAGGAUCAAUUAAUAUUUUUAAGCCUUAUGAGUAUCCUUAUGGAUUUAUUUGCUCUGUCAACUUUUUGUGGACUUCCCCUACAGAAAUUUGGCUUUUUGUUCACCCAGCUUUUGCAAAAAAUGUAGAAUCAACAUUAUCAACUAUUACAAACAGCUCAAGUUCUUCAAACUCUGUUGAUAAUUCAAAGAAACGAAAAAUAGAAAAUAAAUAUUCAGGAAUACAAAUAAAAGUAAUUACUGGAAUUAAUAGGUUUAGAUUGACAGGCCCAAAAAGUCAUGCAGUGUUAACUAAUGCUUUAAAAUGUGUCAGCGAUAUUAAAAAUAUUGAAUCAAAGGAAUGGGUAGCACAUAUUAUUAACAAAAAACAUGAUCUAGCAUUAGAAGACAAAUUUAACUUCUGGUUAAGUCUUAAAUCGCUGAGCUCCCCAGCACAAUUACCACCUAGAAUUAUUAUUGGUUUAACAGUCAAAGAUCCAAGGCUCUCUCGCCCGGCAAAACGCACUAAAGCACAACUAGAAAAAAUAGAAGCGAUUAAUAUUGAAACCUUAACAAGCAUACCAUCUUUUCUGUCCUCUUCGCCCUUAUGGGAUGAAAAAGUGAGGGAACACAUAAAAAAUAAAAAAGUAACCAAUGCAGAGUAUAUUGACCAUGUAACCAAAACCCAGAUUGUCCCUGGGGAAGUGAAUGAAGAUGAUCUCAAGCUACAACCCAUUCCCAUUGUUUUAAUACAGAGGCCUGGAUCACAGGAAUGUAGUAAAAAAAUUGGAUAUAACAAUGGGUGGGACAUUAUAAUUCCACCAGGGUAUGGUCUUCCAUUUUGGCUUACUUUUGUUAUGUUUGGUGGAAGAUCGGGGGGCUUGCGUGAAACAGAGAGCCUGGCUUUUGAGUCAGGGGAAGUUUACAUGCCUCCUGACUCAUAUUCCGGUACUCUUGAAGAAAAAGCUUUAGAAACAAAACUAAAAGAUAAGUACUUUAGGAAACCACCAAGUAAAAGAGUAAACUUUAUAAAAUUGGCACAACCUAGCCCAUUUAUUUGUCCAUGGAAAAUUUUAAUCAGAGAUUGGAGUGGUGUUGAAAAUGAUAAAUUCUUUGUUCUUCGGGAUAGAAGAUUAAUUAAUGAGUUGCAGGAAUGUAUAAAAAGAAAGAAACAAAUCCCUGAAGUAGACAACAUGGAUUCCUGUUUAGUUGCAAUUUAUAUUCAAGUUGUCAGCAGAGGCAGUCUACAGAAUCAUGCCAAUAUUUGUUUACCGGAUGUUAAUGAUUUCAAAUUAAAAUGUAUAACUGAGCCCCAUCAUGAAGAUUGCAAUGCUAAAGUAAGGAAAGAGAAGAAAAUCGAACACAGAAAACUUUUAAAACAACUGCGCAGACAGAGAGUCAAAUGUAAAAAGAGAGCUGACAAUAAGCAAAUUACAUCAUUGAAAAAACUCAAGAAAACCUCCAAAGAACCAUCAGAAUAUGUCCAAAGUAUGAGAGAGUUAUGGUUGCCUUCAAAUGUGGAAACCGUACAGAAGGCUGGAAUAAGAGAAACCAUGGGUUACAUUGUUCAUGGGGCCUUCAGUUUCACAGAGGCGAAAAGUUGUGGAGUUGGCUAUGUAACGCUUAGGUCAUUGCGGACAUUACUCAGUAACGGUAUAAAUCAGGUGCUAGUCCGUAAUGUUACCUCGAGGGUGUAUAGGUUAGCUAACUUUGAACUGAUUAAAAGUUAAUAC
Aricia agestis (brown argus) is the source of this 2473-nucleotide messenger RNA. RefSeq names its product ribonucleases P/MRP protein subunit POP1 (gene Pop1). Gene Ontology annotation, cellular component: ribonuclease MRP complex; nucleolar ribonuclease P complex. Lineage: Eukaryota; Metazoa; Arthropoda; Insecta; Lepidoptera; Lycaenidae. Gene Ontology annotation, biological process: tRNA 5'-leader removal. The transcript has 4 exons. The coding region runs from base 146 to 2470 and encodes 774 amino acids. The record is from RefSeq and is a predicted model, not a curated record.